AAAAAUGGUAAACAAGGGAAAGGAAAACAGUUUCUUUUUGCUCUUGUGCAUAAUCACACACCUUUGUCGUUGCAUCGUUUGAUAAACUAUUAUUCAUUUGCUUUUUCUUUUGUUUAUUCUGUUCUUGUUAUUUUUCUUUGUUCAUUUAAAUAAUGUCGGUUGAUAUUGAAGUUGCAGAUAUUCAAAAAACUGAUAGGAAGUUCAUCUUCUCGGACCAUGAUGAAAAUUCUAAGAAGGAAGCCAAUUCUAUAGCUACUUUCUUUCUAACAGCUAUUUCAGUUUUACUGGUUAUCGUUACAUUACCAUUCUCUCUUUUUUACUGUAUAAAGGUUGUCCAAGAAUAUGAGAGAGCUGUUAUUUUUAGGUUAGGUCGUUUGCUUAAAGGUGGUGCCCGUGGGCCUGGUAUCUUUUUUGUUAUUCCCUGCAUCGAUUCAUAUACUAAAGUGGAUCUGAGAACAGUGACUUUUGAUGUACCACCUCAAGAGGUUCUGUCUAAAGAUUCAGUAACUACGACAGUUGAUGCUGUGGUUUAUUAUCGAAUCAGUAAUGCCACUGUUGCCGUUACCAAUGUUGAAGAUUAUGGACGAUCAACCCGUUUAUUGGCCGCUACAACACUCCGUAAUGUACUUGGAACCAAAAACUUAUCUGAACUUCUCAGUGAAAGAGAAUCAAUUAGCCACAUGAUUCAGAGUAGUUUAGAUGAAGCAACCGAUCCUUGGGGAGUAAAAGUCGAACGUGUUGAAGUUAAGGAUGUUCGUCUACCUCAGCAGUUACAAAGAGCCAUGGCUGCUGAAGCUGAAGCUUCUCGAGAAGCUCGUGCUAAAGUGAUUGCUGCUGAAGGAGAGCAAAAGGCUUCAAGAGCUCUGAAAGAAGCUGCCGAUGUUAUUAGCGAUGCACCUGCUGCCUUGCAAUUACGAUAUUUGCAAACUCUGGCUACUAUUGCAGCCGAGAAAAACUCAACAAUAGUAUUCCCUAUUCCAAUGGAAUUGUUUAAAGGACAUAUAACUAGCUGAUCAAGGAUGAUUAGCUGAUAGCUGCAAGAUUUGCUAGCUUGGAUUUUUUAUACACAGAAAUCAAUUUGAUAAUAAUUUAAUACUUAACUAUCUUUCUUUUAGACUAAAAUUUCAUUCGUUAUUGAAAUCAUGGUUAAUCACGGCGACUUGUGAGGGUUCUGAGAAAAAUAUAUUAAUAUCUGAUUGAUCACAUUUAUAAUCUCGAGAUAACUUGUAAGCUCUUUGAACAACUCUGAAAACCUCUCUAUAUCGCGACUUGUUUUAAUGUAAAUCAAAAUCACUUAUAAUUAACAAACAUCAACUAAUCUGGCAAUAUCAAAUAAAAAAUUCUUUAUUUUAAUCA
Molecule: messenger RNA, 1356 nt
Organism: Tetranychus urticae (two-spotted spider mite)
Lineage: Eukaryota; Metazoa; Arthropoda; Arachnida; Trombidiformes; Tetranychidae
Product: band 7 protein AGAP004871
Cellular component (GO): plasma membrane
Source: RefSeq, a predicted model, not a curated record